CUUUCGCACAAACAUCAUCACCUCGUGAGAUAGUUUCCCGCCGCAUCACCUCACGACUCACUGUGGAUACGCUUUGGAGUCUUGAGUCGAUAAGACCUGCAACAUGUUCGCACUCCGCCGUAUCGCCGUACGCGCGCUGCAAUACCAGCCUACACGCCAAAUCUCGACCCUGCGACCUGUGUCAUUGACAUCACGCAUCGAAUCGAGCAAGCCCUCCUUUUACCGGUCGUUCCACCAGUCGCAGAAAUGGCUCGCAGAGGAGGAGCAACAGAAGACACAGGAGGGCUCAGCCGAGCCAACUGUCACGGUUGAGCCUAGCACUGAGGAGCAGAAGGAGAUCACGGAGAAGAGUAUCGCCAGUUCAGAAGUCGCAGAUGCUGCUUCGGACAGUGCGUUGCCCCAGAGCGCCACCCAGGCGACGGAAGAGGUGAAGAAUGUAGCAAGUUCUGCAAAGGAUGCUCUGUCCGGCGCUGCAGAGAAGGUUGUAAACAUGGUCAGGCCCAGCUCCCGCUUUCAAUUUCCCAAUGAACCAGGAAAGGAUACGGUACUUUACGUUGGCAAUCUCUUCUUCGAGGUGACGGCACAAGAAUUGGAGGCUGAGUUUGGACGUUUCGGCGAGGUUGUCAACAGUCGCAUUGUCAAAGACCCCACGGGCUCCAGCCGCGGUUUUGGCUUUAUUGAGCUCUCGACCACAGAAGCUGCAAUGAAUGCCAUUCGCGGGUUGGAUCAGAAGGUGUUCCAGGGCCGACGCAUGUUGGUCCAGAAGCACGUCCGCAAAGACAAGCCCAAAAGUCCAGGUGGCUCAUACGCUCCUCGUGACCGUGACGCUCCUCGUGAUCGUGCCUCGGCCUCUCCAAGCAAGACUCUGUUCAUCGGAAACAUGUCUUACGAGAUGAGCGACCGUGAUCUGAAUAAUUUGUUUAGAGAGAUCAAGAACGUACUAGACGUUCGAGUCGCCAUUGAUCGCCGCAGCGGCCAGCCACGUGGUUUCGCGCACGCCGACUUUACCGACGUAGAGAGUGCGGAGAAGGCGAAAGAGUUCCUGGGAAGUAAGAUGGUGUAUGGUCGACAGCUGCGAGUCGAUUUCGCAGCUGAGCCCUCGAAACCGUCCUCUUAAGCGCAGGGCGAUGGUAUGAAGCAAGGUCGGUUGUAUGAAUAAAGGAAGAAAAGAGAGCCAACGCGUAUGUCGGCCACCGCCUAUUGCAAUACUUUCUAGACUUCAGCCUGACGGUGGGGUGCCCGGAGACUGGCCAGUGGUGCAGAGGCCAGCAAUCAAUUGCCCUGCGUUUAUGUCGAAUGGCAAGGUGAAAUUGAGACGAGAGUUCACAAAGAAUGGCAAAAACAUGCUUUUCAAAGUCCUGUAUAGUAUAGAUGUAUCUAGCGUUGUACCGCCGACAACAGCACUGCGACAGGUACACUUAGCAAA
Sphaerulina musiva SO2202 is the source of this 1426-nucleotide messenger RNA. RefSeq names its product RNA-binding domain-containing protein. The record is from RefSeq and is a predicted model, not a curated record. Lineage: Eukaryota; Fungi; Ascomycota; Dothideomycetes; Mycosphaerellales; Mycosphaerellaceae. Gene Ontology annotation, molecular function: RNA binding. The transcript has 2 exons. The coding region runs from base 104 to 1117 and encodes 337 amino acids.